UUUUCAAAUGCAAAUGAGCAGGUUAACAACCCCAGUGUUGCAAUGUUUUGACCUUAAAUCUGCUUGGAUAACCCAGAGGCAAUAUUUGUCCUUUUGGAAUAGGUCAAAUAGUGUAUGACAGGAGGAAUCCAACCAGGGCCCUGAGCUGUGAGACAGAGAGAGAACAGAGGAAACAACAGGCUGGAGAUUAUUAAAACCAGCAUCCAAGUUGGCUCCUGAUUCGUGGCGAAACCAUCCCUCAGCUUUGAGAGGGAGUCUGUUAAAUCAUGAAACUAAUUGCCAUCCUUUUCCUCUGCUCCAGGCUGCUACCAAGUUUAACCCAAGAACCAUUCUCUGAGGAAAUUGACUGCAAUGACCAGGAAGUAUUUAAGGCUGUGGAUGCUGCUCUGAAGAAAUAUAACAGUAAAAACGAAAGUGCCAACCAGUUUGUAUUGUACCGCAUAACCGAGGUCAUUAAGACGGUUAACCCUGACACAUUUUAUUCCUUUAAGUACCAAGUCAAGGAGGGUGAUUGUCCUGUUCAAAGUGGCAAAACCUGGCAGGAUUGUGACUACAAGGAAGCUGCAGAAGCUGCCACAGGAGAAUGCACAGCGACCGUGGCGAAGAGGAGGAAUGAAGUAUUUUCCGUGGCUACCCAGACCUGCCAGAUUACUCCAGCCGAGGGCCCUGUGGUGACAGCCCAGUAUGACUGCCGUGGUUGUGUACAUCCCAUAUCAACGGACAACCCCGACCUGGAGCCCGUUCUGAGACACGGCAUUCAACAUUUUAAUAACAACACUGAUCGUUCCUACCUCUUUACUCUUGGUGAAGUAAAACGGGCUCAAAGACAGGUGGUGGCUGGAUGGAACUUUCGAGUGACCUACUCAGUUGUGCAAACUAAUUGUUCCAAGGAGAAUUUUCAGUUCUUAACUCCAGAAUGCAAGGCCCUUUUGGAUGGUGAUAUCGGUGAAUGUACAGAUAACGCAUACAUGGAUAUUGAGCAAAGAAUUGCUUCCUACUCACAGGAGUGUGACAUUUAUCCAGGGGAAGAUUUUGUACAGCCACCUACGAAGAAGUGUCUUGGCUGCCCCACAGAUAUACCUGUUGACAGCCCAGAGCUGAAGGAGGCACUGACGCAUUCUAUCACAAAGCUUAAUGCAGAGAAUAAUGAAACUUUCUAUUUCAAGAUUGACACGGUGAAAAGAGCAAAAGUACAGGUGGUGGCUGGAUUGAAAUAUUCUAUUGAGUUCACAGCCAGGGAAACUACAUGUUCCAAGGAAAGUAAUGAAAUGUUGACUGAAAGCUGUGAGAUCAAAACACCUGGCCAAAGUCUGGACUGCACUGCUGAAGUUUAUGUGGUAGCUUGGGAGAAAAAAGUUUACCCUACUGUCAACUGUCGACCACGAGGAAUGACGUCACUGAUGAAAAGGCCUCCAGGUUUCUCACCUUUCCGAUCAGUACAAGUAGAGGAAAUAAGAGAAAGAACAACUGUAAGUCCACCCCACACUUCCAUGGUUCCUGUACAAGAUGAAGAACAGGAUCCAAGAAAAGAACAAGGACCCACUCCUGGGCAUCGCUGGGGCCAUGAAAAGCAAAUGAAACAUGACCUUGGCCAUGGCCAUAAACAUGAGCAUGACCAAGGCCAUGGGCACCAAAGGGGCCUUGGCCUUGGCCGUGGACAUCAAAAACAACAUGGCCUUGGCCAAGGUCAUCAAAAACAACAUGGCCUUGGCCAAGAACAUCAAAAACAACAUGGCCUUGGCCAUGGACAGCAAUGGCAACAUGGCCUUGGGCAUGGACAUCAACUCGAAUUUCACUAUGAUCUUGGACCCCAAGAAGGCCGUGGCCUCGACCAUGAACAUAAACAUAAGCAUGGUCACGGCCAGGGAAAACAUAAAAAUAAAGGCAAAAACAAUGGAAAGCUCAAUGGUUGGAAAACAGGGCAUUUGGCAAGCUCUUCUGAAGAUAGUACCACACCUUCUGCACAGACACAAGAGAAGACAGAAGGGCCAACACCCAUCCCUUCCUUAGCCCGGCCGGAUGUAGCAGUUACCUAUUCUGACUUUCAGGACUCGGAUCUCAUCGCAACUAUGAUGCCUAAUAUAUCACCAACUCCCACAGAAAAUGAUGAUGAUUGGAUUCCUGACAUCCAGACAGAACCAAAUAGUCUUUCAUUUACCCUGAUAUCAGAUUUCCCAGAAACAACCUCCCCCAAAUGUCCUGGACGCCCCUGGAAGCCAGUUAAUGAAGUGAAUCCAAACAUGAAAAUGAAAGAAUCCCAUGAUUUCAAUCUCUCUGAUGCUCUUUAUUAAUUUAUGCAGCCAUGGAUAUUCCUUUAACAUUUCAUCAUCCCCUCUCCCUGAAGUGUAAGAUUGGAAAAUUCCACUAAAGUGGAAUUCUUAGAAAUUCCACUACCGGGCU
Molecule: messenger RNA, 2400 nt
Organism: Propithecus coquereli (Coquerel's sifaka)
Lineage: Eukaryota; Metazoa; Chordata; Mammalia; Primates; Indriidae
Gene: KNG1
Product: kininogen 1
Exons: 10
Coding region: 267-2291 (674 amino acids)
Biological process (GO): negative regulation of endopeptidase activity; negative regulation of blood coagulation; positive regulation of cytosolic calcium ion concentration
Cellular component (GO): blood microparticle; extracellular region
Molecular function (GO): cysteine-type endopeptidase inhibitor activity
Source: RefSeq, a predicted model, not a curated record